AUGAGAGCACGGAGACAACUACAAAUUACUCGACGGACGUACGAUUUUGACAGCACUCUUUGUAAAACGGUCGGUGAUAGAGUUCUGUGUGGAUAUAAUAAGAAUGUGGGUACACCUGAGAGUUUAGUCGACGACACAACGGUGUCACUGCCUGGUGGAUGCAGGAUCAGAAAAGGAAGAGUUGAGUGCGGGUAUCGUUUGAUUAUUGUGUUAAAAUCUAAUGCUGUACUGAUUGUGUUGUGUUCUGGGUUUUUAUAUACUUUUGCUUCUGGUUCCCAGGUUACUUUCCUAAUUGUGGCAGUGCUGUGGUCAGAAUCCAACGGAACACCAUUAUUCCAAGGCAUAAGUUUCCAAAGAGGUUUCGAAAUUAAUUUCAAGCCGUUGCCGAGAAACCCAAUCAGUUUCAUAAAAGAAAAAUGGUCUCCAUUUGGAGUGUUUGGGAAGAAGCAUAUAAUACAGAAGAGGCAAGCUUUUGAUAAUCUUAUGGCGACGGGAGCUCAAGGACCUCCUGUUGUGCCCCUUUCUGUGGAACCAGUGCGUCCCGCGCCGGUGUACGAACGAAUUGAAGAUCCAGGACUUUUACAGACACCUUUUUUGGUGACGUUACCACAAUCAACUGUUAGGCCUGUAAUAGUAUCAUCCCCUCUACCUCCUCCAGUAUCGCCAAUAUUACCCCAAGCUUCUCCCAGACCUGUUUUAAUUCCCUCUUCAGUAUCAGUGCCGCCUAGUGUAAUCGUCACUCCGAUUCCUCCAGUUAUAAGUAGUGUGCCACCACCGGCAGGGAUCCAAGAAAUUAUUCAAAUACCUCCUAGAAGACCAAUAAACAGUGAUCUACCGCUACUGCGUCCACCUUUGCCUGCGAGAGAAGGUAUUCCUCCUAUUUCUACAAAUAUGAUUGUGCCCCCAUCAUCUGGACUCUUUACUGAUAUCAUGCGAGUUGUCCCAGUGGUGAGUGGAAAUUUAAAUUCCAUACAACCUAGUCUUGGUCCUCCUGUAGUUGAAGGAAAUGUGGGGAGACCUAUAGAAACAAAUUCUAUUCAACCAGAACCACCAAGAAAUGGUUUCUCAUUAAAUGACAGUUCACUGGUAAGAGCAUCCAGGGUAGCUUUAUAUUUUGGAAGUGUUUUCCUUCAACUUAUGUCGCAAUUUAUGACGAAUGCGCGAGCGACUUUCGAUCAAAUGAGUAGUCCUCCACCAGUUUACAAUAAUUAAUUUUAGUCGAAAGUUUUGAAGUUGAAGAAUACGUUAGAUUAAUCAAUGGUGACACGAUG
Molecule: messenger RNA, 1271 nt
Organism: Spodoptera litura
Lineage: Eukaryota; Metazoa; Arthropoda; Insecta; Lepidoptera; Noctuidae
Source: RefSeq, a predicted model, not a curated record